GGUGCCAAAUUCAUUUUGUUUUUGGUGACAAUGGUGCCAAAUUCUGUCCUUUCCCUUGAUUUAUUUACCGUUGAUUUGUUUUAACUUUUUAACCCCAAAUCCUUUUUACUACUUACCAAAAUUUACCCCCGCAACUCCCGCGCCCUCAAUUUCCUAUUCUCUCCUUCUUCUUCUUCUUCUUCUUCAAUUUUUUCUCCUCUCAAUUUCUCCAUCAAUUCUUCCGUUCCGAUCCCAUCUUCGCCAAAGGCUCCUUCCGUCUUCUCUCCUUCUCCUUCUCUUCAUCAUCACCCGCAAGAAAAAAUUAAUUUACACAUAUAUAUAUCGGGUAAUUGAUGGCGACGAAGUCCAAGGAGAGCGCCGGGAAGAAGGAUGGCGGGAACAAGAAGGUCACAACCACCACCGCCACAACGCGGACGACGGCCACCUCCCACCGGCAACCCGGCCGCAACUCCGCCUCCGCAUCGCCGCCGACCUCCUCCGCGCGACCCGUCCCCAGCUACCUGAAGCCCACGGCGAGCUCCAGGCCCGACCCCCAAUCCAAACUCACAGCAGGCCUGAAGCCCACGACGAGCUCCAGGCCCGACUCCCAAUCCAAACUCACAGACCAGAAGGCCUCGGCAGCAGUACUCCGAAGGAGAUCGUUCGACAGCAGGCCCAUUCCUUCCUCCGCCGCCGCUUCCCGAACACAGAGAUCCCUAAUUUCUCCCGAUCCCGCCGCCGCCCGCUCCGCCGCGCGCGCCCCGCUCCGGACAUCCUCUUUCACCCCUAAAACCACCGCCGCCGCCGCCGCCUCCUCCUCGAGGCCCACCUUCGAGAGAAGCGCCACCUCUAUCCGGCCCACGGCCGGGAGCAGAUCGAUCGCCGCUCUCGUGGCGGCGAACGCCAAGAAAAGAAGCGCCAGCCCUGCCAGGAGGAGAGCGGCGGCGGUUAGUACCGACACCACCGCCACCGCGAGUCGCGGUGGCGUCGGGAAAAGUACGAGAGGUGGUGGGAGUACUACUAGUAGGGGUAAUGGUAGAACUAUUGGCAGAGGUGGUAAGGCGGCGACGAGAGGGAAAAUAUCUGGUUCUUCUGGUAAGAACGAUAGCAAUCAGAACAACGAGGAUGUGAACGAGAGUUUGGAUAACGAGAUCCAGCAGGUGAGCGAUCACGAGUACCUGAUCAGCGAAGACGAUCAGAGCGUUAACCUCGACAAUUUGGAGAUCGAGUCUGCUGGGAGCCCCGAUGUUUCCUUAUCUCCCACACCCUUUGACAAAAACGUUACUAGUGUUAACGACGUUGUUGCUAUUGUUGAAGAUCGUGAUGAUAGUGGUGAUCUUGAUCAAGGUAGUAUUGACAGUAUUGACAAUGUUGAUAAUGGUCCAAAGGGAGAAAGUGAAGAGGAUGAUCAGAAGGUCUUGUGUUCGAAUGACAGUGUAGUUGCGGGAAAACAAGAAGAUUUGGAAGAUGAGGAGGAGGAGGAUAAAGAGGUGCUUGAGAACAAUGGUGGAGAGAGGGAUGAAGAUCAUCAUGUCAAACUCGAAGAAGGGAAAACAAUGGUGGAUGGGGUCCAAGAAGGAGAUGGCGAUUCAGACGAUCAAGAAGUGCACGUAGAUCGCGAUCGCGAGGAGCAGGAGAAGGAGAAGCAGGACGAGGUACAAGAAGAAGAAGCAGUUGUUGUUGUGGAAGACGUGAGGAAGGAACAAGAGGCAGGAGAUUCGAGCAAGGGGAAGAAAGAGUCGCCUCCGGCUUACAACGACGUAAUCGAGGAGACGAAGAACAAGCUGAUGGAGAAGAGGAGGAACAAGGUGAAGGCAUUGGUGGGUGCUUUCCAGACUGUUAUCGACUACGAAUCUGCCGGCACUUCUUCUACCUCUCCUUCAAAGUCGACCUAAUCAUUUUUUAAUCUCCUCUCCUCUUAUGUAUGUUUUUAUCGAUCGCUCUAAUUGAAUCGUUGUAUAUCAAAUACAAAGAUCGGAUCUUAUACCAUUUUCGUAACAUUAAUAAACAUGUCUCGUGUUACGCUACGAAGAGAAAUUGGAGCGAUUAAAUUCAAUCAUCCGAAACUAAUUGAGUUUGCAGUAACCCAACUCCAGAGAGACCUGCCUCUGCAGCAACAAGUCCCGCCGGAAAUUCGCGAUGAAUCGCUCCGAUCUCUUGUCGAUAUCGUCCUGAUCCAAGCUGCAAGUUCGAUCCAGGACUCCACCUCCGUUAUUAACACUGGACCUGUGAUGGUCGUGAUCAUGAUCCUCCGUUAGCUCCGUGUAGCCUUGGAGCCCAACCAGCCUCUCGUUGAAGCUCAAAAACCUGCGCUGCUGCUGCUGCUGCCGCCGCCUCCUCCGUCGUUGAUGAAUUGAACUUAUCAGCUCCCAUCGCCUGAUUAUCCCGAUGCUGAAUAAGAUGAAGUUGAUCUUCUUCACCGCCUUCCUCAGCCGUCCAACCACCGACCACCCGCCGCCGCUGAUUCUUCGUCUCGGCUCCAUGAUCAAAUGAGAUGAUCAUAAUUGUGAAUCCUCUGUUUUGGUAUAUAGAGGGAGGGAGAAACUUAGCUAGCAAGGUAAGUUAUAAAUUUAUAAUUAAGGCUCGGGAUUAACGAGAGAGAAAGAGAGAGCUGAUGGAUGAUUGGUUGGGGUUGGGGGGGAUUAGUGUUUGGAGUUAAGCAACAACUGACCACCAUUGUUGAAUAAUAAUGCAAUUAGGA
Molecule: messenger RNA, 2680 nt
Organism: Linum tenue
Lineage: Eukaryota; Viridiplantae; Streptophyta; Magnoliopsida; Malpighiales; Linaceae
Source: the annotation of a GenBank genome assembly